AUGUCUAUGACUCUGGGUUACUGGGACAUCCGUGGGUUGGGUCAAGCCAUCCGCCUGCUCCUGGAAUACACAGACUCAAGCUAUGAGGAGAAGAGAUACACCAUGGGGGACGCUCCUGACUUUGACAGAAGCCAAUGGCUGAGUGAGAAAUUCAAGCUAGGCCUGGACUUUCCCAAUCUGCCCUAUUUAAUUGAUGGGUCACACAAGAUCACCCAGAGCAAUGCCAUCCUUCGCUACCUUGGCCGGAAGCACCACAUGUGUGGAGAGACAGAGGAGGAGAGGCUCCGUGCGGACAUUUUGGAGAAUCAGGCCGUGGACACUCGGAGGCAGCUUGCAAUGGUCUGCUACAGUCCGGAGUUUGAGAAACGGAAGCCAGAGUACUUAGAGGGUCUUGCUGACAAGAUGAAGCUCUACUCUGAAUUCCUGGGCAAGCAGCCAUGGUUUACAGGGGACAAGAUUACCUAUGUGGACUUCCUUGUUUAUGAUGUCCUUGAUAAGCACCGUAUAUUUGAACCCAAGUGCCUGGACGCCUUCCCAAACCUGAUGGACUUCAUGGCUCGAUUUGAGGCUCUGGAGAAGAUCUCUGCCUACAUGAAGUCCAGCCGCUUCCUUACAGGCCCCAUGUACUUGAAGACGGCCCUGUGGGGUAACAAGUAG
This is a messenger RNA of Mus pahari (shrew mouse), 657 nucleotides long. RefSeq names its product glutathione S-transferase Mu 2-like. The coding region runs from base 1 to 657 and encodes 218 amino acids. Lineage: Eukaryota; Metazoa; Chordata; Mammalia; Rodentia; Muridae. Gene Ontology annotation, molecular function: glutathione transferase activity. Gene Ontology annotation, biological process: glutathione metabolic process. The record is from RefSeq and is a predicted model, not a curated record. The transcript has 8 exons.